UUUUUUAUCCUCUUUCGCAGCAACGGAAUGUUUCAGUCACCAGCAGGGAGUUUGAUAAUAUGAGGGAUACAUUAUGCAAAGUCCUAUCGACCAGCAGUGGCAUUGAUUCGAUUGCGAAAUUGAUAUCUACCAAGUAUCGAAAUCAUCUCAAGGGUAACACAUUCAUCAGAGCAUUGACAACUGCGAUAUUUACCAACUCAAUUGAAAACGAAUCUAAGCUGUCGCUGUCCAAGUUGCUAGCAUUCCAACGAUUGUUCCCCAUAUAUGUCGAUGACAUUGAUAAGGAGAUGCAGUGUUUGUAUAGUCUAAAUACUUUAAUUAACAAAAUGGAGUAUCCUCAAGGUCUUCUACUUCAAAUUUGCAAUUGCCUUUAUGAUAUGGGAGCUAUUGAAGAAGAAACUUUCAUUAGGUGGAAAAAUGAUGAUAAUCCAAAUGAACAGGCGGGCAAAG
This is a messenger RNA of Leptinotarsa decemlineata (Colorado potato beetle), 450 nucleotides long. RefSeq lists its product as uncharacterized. Lineage: Eukaryota; Metazoa; Arthropoda; Insecta; Coleoptera; Chrysomelidae. Gene Ontology annotation, cellular component: eukaryotic translation initiation factor 4F complex. The record is from RefSeq and is a predicted model, not a curated record. Gene Ontology annotation, molecular function: mRNA binding; protein binding; translation initiation factor activity.